AUGACCAACCAACAUCAGCAAGAGCAGCAGCCGAAGGAGCAGAAGCAGCAGGCGAUUGCAAUUACUAUUCGGGACACAUGCACCACGUCUGAAGGAGUCACGGGCGAACGGAAAGUGAAGCUAAUCGUCAAUCGAUCGUCCCCGGCGUCCCCUCCGAUGGCCGACCCGAAUUUGGUGCCCCCCGGGCCGACCCACCCGACGGGGCCGAUGCUUCCCCAUGGCUCCCCUUUGCCAAUGCCGACAAUGGCGCAGAAAAUCACCGACAACCACAGCAGUCACCACUACCAGCUCCAGCAGCAACAGCAUCAACUUCAGCAACAACACUUCCAACAAUAUCACCAAGCCAUCCAGCCAACAUCGCAACAACAGCAGCAGCACGACGCGUUCAUGAUCGUCAGCAUUUGCCUUGGCUCGUUCAUCCUCAUCUUCGCAAUCGUGUACUUUGUAAGGAAAUUCUUUCAGGGAGGUCAGUUCAAGAACAAAGACAUUCGAUUGGAUGCGAAAGUAGUCAUCAUAACCGGAGCGAAUGCAGGAAUCGGAAAGGAAGCCGCCAUAGAAUGUGCCAAGCGAGGGGCACGUGUGUACAUGGGCUGUCGUGAUCCGGCCCGGAUGGAGAAGGCCCGCCAGGAGAUACUGGAUAAAUCGGGAAGUCAGAAUGUGUUCGGGCUCGAGCUUGACCUGGCCUCGUUCGAGUCGAUCCGAAGCUUCGUAAAGACGUUCCUAAGCAUGGAGCGGCGGCUGCACGUGCUGAUCAACAACGCGGGCGUAAUGGCCUGCCCGAAGAGCUACACCAAGGAAGGCUUCGAGAUGCACUUUGGCACGAACCACUUGGGCCACUUUCUGCUCACCAACCUGCUGCUGGACGUGCUGAAGCGGUCCGCCCCGAGCAGGAUCGUGACAGUCUCUAGUCUGGGCCACAAGUGGGGCCGCAUCAACAAGGAUGACAUCAACGCUGAGAAAGACUACGGCGAGUGGGACGCGUACACGCAAAGCAAGCUCUGCAACAUUCUCUUCUCGCGCCAUCUAUCCAAGCGACUGCAGGGCACGGGCGUCAACACGUACGCGCUACAUCCAGGCGCCAUCAACACUGAGCUGAUGCGACACCUAAACCCUUGCUUAAGAACCAUGGCUAAGCCUGUCUUCUGGGUGUUCUUCAAGACGCCCAAGUCGGGCGCCCAGACAACUUUGUACUGCGCCAUGGAACCCACGAUCGCAUCCCAAACGGGACUUUACUAUAGUGACUGCAAGCAGAAGGAACCGGAACCGCACGCAAAGGAUGACACCAUGGCAGAGUGGCUUUGGAACAUCAGCGAAAGGCUAACCGGGCUCACGAACUGA
Molecule: messenger RNA, 1338 nt
Organism: Anopheles coustani
Lineage: Eukaryota; Metazoa; Arthropoda; Insecta; Diptera; Culicidae
Product: retinol dehydrogenase 12-like
Exons: 4
Coding region: 1-1338 (445 amino acids)
Source: RefSeq, a predicted model, not a curated record